Paramecium primaurelia is the source of this 452-nucleotide messenger RNA. NCBI's taxonomy places the organism in Eukaryota, Ciliophora, Oligohymenophorea, Peniculida, Parameciidae. The record is from the annotation of a GenBank genome assembly.
AUUUUAUUUGUGAUGAGAGGUUUCUUUGCUAUUACAAGGGCUUUUAUAGCUCCUGUUGCUAAAUAGACUUUUUAUUUCUCCUCCUAAUAGUCAAAAAUUUAAAUGAGAAUGUAUGUUACAAUUUCACUAUUAAAAGAGUCAUUAACAAAAUAAACCAACUUAUUAGAUUAUCAUCUACUAUGUCUGGUUUACGAAUUGCUAAUUAAUAUGAUUUAUCAUUAUUUUCAUUAUUAGAAGAUGCUUAAGGUAAUAUUUAAGAUUUAAUAUCUUUAGGUAAAUUUAUUCUUAUGAAUUUUAAGAUGACUCGACUGAUUUGGAUAAUAGGCAGAUUGGUUUACAUUUAGGAUGUACAGUUUCUAUAUGAUCCAAAAAAAGUAUUUUUAAAUAAUAAAUUUACCAAUCAUUAUAUUUUUAUAGUUUUCCCACUUUAUUUUAUAAUAUUUACUAUUUUA